This is a messenger RNA of Ziziphus jujuba (common jujube), 3021 nucleotides long. RefSeq names its product pentatricopeptide repeat-containing protein At2g27610. Gene Ontology annotation, biological process: RNA modification. The transcript has a single exon. NCBI's taxonomy places the organism in Eukaryota, Viridiplantae, Streptophyta, Magnoliopsida, Rosales, Rhamnaceae. Gene Ontology annotation, molecular function: zinc ion binding; protein binding; RNA binding. The coding region runs from base 252 to 2849 and encodes 865 amino acids. The record is from RefSeq and is a predicted model, not a curated record.
GUUAGUCUAAUAUUGAAAAGUUAUUCUUAAUGCUUAUCCCAUAUUAACACUCUAAUUCCAUCAACUAAAAUAACUAGUAUAUGCUAUGUAAGAAUAUGAAAACUAAUUACAUGAAUUUAAAAAGAAUAUCCCAAAGUAAUUGACAUAAAUUUCCUUCCUAGCCUGCAAAGCAAAAGCCCAUAUUGUACCUCGUGAUGUUCAAAGCUCUCUUCCAAAGUUCCAACCUUUAACAUUUCAGUGUAGAAGAGAGCAUGACACUGGGUUCCUUCGUGAGUACCGUAACAAGAUUACACAUAAACCAAACUUUCAAACUAUGUUUUCUCAAAUCUCUGUCUUCCAAAGCCUUUUCUUGUGGCGUCCAACCCAUCACUGUUCCAACUGCAUAUAACCUGUUCGAGACAAGUCCCCGUAGAGACCUUUUACAUUACAAUCACAUGCUUUUCGACUACUCCCACAACGAACGCCACCAAGAAGCUCUAGAUCUAUUUCUGGGCAUUUGGCGGUCGGAUCUACUGGUUGAUGGCUCGACUAUGUCUUGUGUUUUGAAGGUAUGUGGAUGCAUGUUUGAUCAAGUUGCCGGUAGACAGUUGCAUAGUCAAUGUAUAAAGUCUGGUUUUGUUGAAGAUGUUAGUGUUGCCACUUCUCUUGUUGAUAUGUAUAUGAAAAUUGAGGCCUCUGGAGAUGCCAGGAAGGUUUUUGAUGAAAUGUGUGAAAGAAAUGUUGUGUCUUGGACUUCAUUGCUUACAGGUUAUGCGCAAAAUGGGUUGAAUGAUAAAGCACUGAGUAUCUUUUCCCAGAUGCACGUCGAAGGAGUUAAGCCUAACCCUUUUACACUUGCGGCUAUUCUUGGAGCUUUGGCAGAUUAUGGUAUGGUUGGGAAGGGAGUUCAAGUUCAUGCCAUCAUAGCCAAGAGUGGUUUUGAGUCAAAUCUUUUUGUAUGCAACUCUUUGAUUAAUAUGUAUUCUAAAUCGGGGAUAGUCAGAGAGGCUAGAGUGGUGUUCGAUAGUAUGGAGAACAGGAAUGCAGUCACAUGGAAUGGUAUGAUUGCAGGUUAUGUGACAAAUGGGAUGGAUUUGGAAGCCUUCAAGUUGUUUUAUUGGAUGAGGCUUGCAGGUGAAAAGCUCACACAAAUGAUAUUUGCUACUUUAAUUAAGUUAUGUGCUAAUAUUAAAGAAUUGGGUUUCGCAAGACAGCUUCAUUGCCGGGUUCUGAAAUGUGGGUUUGCAUUUGAUCACAAUAUCAAAACAGCUCUUAUGGUGGCUUAUAAUAAGUGCAGUGAAAUGGAUGAUGCCUUUAAAAUGUUUUCUAUGGUGCAAGGUGUUCGAAAUGUGGUAACAUGGACUGCAAUGAUCAAUGGAUACUUGCAGAAUGGUGUAACAGAGCAAGCAGUGUAUUUGUUCUGUCAAAUGAUUGCAGAAGGUGUUAGGCCAAACCAUUACACUUAUUCUACGAUCCUUAUGGCUCAACCUUCUAUAUCUAUAGUCCAACUACAUGCACAUGUUAUUAAGACGAAUUAUGAGAAGUCACCUACAGUAGGAACUGCACUGUUAGACGCUUAUGUUAAAAUAGGAAAUGUUGAAGAAGCUGCUAAAGUUUUUGAAUUGAUUGAUGAGAAGGACAUUGUAGCAUGGUCAGCAAUGCUUGCUGGAUAUGCUCAAAUAGGAGAAACUGAAGGAUGCGUUAAACUUUUCGCACAAUUGGCAAAGGAGGGAUUCAUACCUAACGAGUUUACUUUUUCCAGUGUAAUCCAUGCCUGUGCUGCUCCUACAGCUGCAUUUGAGCAGGGGAAACAAUUUCAUGCUUUAUCAAUCAAAUCAAGAUUGCAUAACGCGUUAUGUGUAAGUAGUGCCCUUAUCACCAUGUAUGCAAAGAGAGGAAAUAUUAAGAGUGCAAAUGAAGUUUUCAAGAGGCAAGAUGAGAGAGACUUGGUCUCCUGGAACUCAAUGAUAUCUGGAUUUGCGCAACAUGGUCAAGGUAAGAAGGCUCUUGAGGUAUUCAUGGAUAUGCAAAGGCAACAGUUAAAAGUGGAUGGCAUAACAUUCAUUGGUGUGAUCUCUGCUUGUACUCAUGCGGGCUUAGUUGAUGAAGGUGAAAGAUACUUUAAUAUGAUGGUUCAAGAUCACAACAUUUGUCCAACAAUGGAACUCUAUUCUUGCAUGGUUGAUCUAUACAGCCGAGCAGGAAUGCUUGAAAAGGCCAUGGAUAUCAUAAAUGGAAUGCCGUUUCCUGCAAGUGCAACUGUGUGGCGAACACUCUUGGCUUCUUGCCGUGUUCAUCGCAAUUUAGGGCUUGGAAAACUUGCUGCACAAAAACUAAUAUCACUUCAGCCACAAGACUCAGCUGCAUAUGUCCUUCUGUCCAACAUUUAUGCUGCAGCAGGAAACUGGCAAGAGAGAGCUAAGGUGAGGGAGUUGAUGGAUGAGAGGAAAGUGAAGAAAGAAGCUGGAUAUAGCUGGAUUGAGGUGAAGAACAAAACCCACUCAUUCUUGGCUGGUGAUCUUUCACAUCCAUUGUCAGAGAAAAUCUAUUCAAAACUUGAAGGGCUAAAUAUUCGAUUGAGGGAUAUGGGUUAUCAGGCGGAUACAAAUUAUGUGCUUCAUGAUGUUGAAGAGGAACACAAAGCAGCCAUUCUUUCUCAACACAGUGAAAGGCUGGCCAUUGCUUUUGGAUUAAUCGCCACAUCUCCAGGAACUCCUAUACAGAUAGUCAAAAAUCUCAGAGUCUGUGGAGACUGUCACAGUGUCAUUAAGAUAAUAUCAAUGAUUGAAGGGAGAGAGAUUGUUGUGAGGGACUCAAACCGAUUUCACCACUUUAAGGGUGGUUUAUGCUCUUGUGGGGACUAUUGGUAAUGCUCCAGUUGGGAAAUGGAUUAUUGACUUCUAAAGCAAAUUGAUAUGUCUUAUUGAUUAAGGAUGGUAACGAAGUUUCAAGGGCCAAUGAACUAUAGGAAAUGCAUUUGUUCAAAAGCAACUAAAGAUAGAUGACCUAAAUUAGAAUUUGAAUGAUCACUAACUUAUCAAA